This is a messenger RNA of Juglans regia (Persian walnut), 3544 nucleotides long. RefSeq lists its product as uncharacterized. The record is from RefSeq and is a predicted model, not a curated record. Lineage: Eukaryota; Viridiplantae; Streptophyta; Magnoliopsida; Fagales; Juglandaceae. Gene Ontology annotation, cellular component: cytoplasm. Gene Ontology annotation, biological process: protein phosphorylation; signal transduction. Gene Ontology annotation, molecular function: protein kinase activity; ATP binding; protein binding. The transcript is spliced from 9 exons. Bases 1 to 3249 code for a protein of 1082 amino acids.
AUGUGGACUUCAAGAGAGCUCUGGAAAUGGGAGAAACUGCAAUUUGAGUGGUCUGAUAAACGAACAGGUAAAGACAAAAAGUCGUUUCUAUUUUGUCACGUGGGAAGCGGUUACCCCGCGAUUCCCAGAUCACCACCCUCGGGAAAGCUUCGGCACCCGGGCGUUGAGAACCGAAUAAUCUCCGUCGACCGCUCCAUCGGCUUCUCAAAGCUCCGCUCUAGGAUUUCGGAUAUUUUCCCCACCUCCCGCUCUCUUUCCUUCUCCAUCAAAUACCAGCUCCCCCAAAGCACCUCCACUGACGCCCCUAUCCUCGUCUCCGUCGCCUCCGACGACGACGUUCACUGCAUGAUGGAAGAGUACGACAAGCUCGAGCUCUACGGUAAGCAUACCAGGCUUUGGCUCUUCGUUAGUACCGAUGAUAAUGACAACGCCAAUGGAUUUGAUGAGGUGGGAGGUAAUUUUCUUGGGAGUUGUACGGAAAGUGACUGUGCGUGGGGGAAAAAGGGGGUUUGUCGUGUGAAGAGUGUCAGUGGUUUUGAGGCCCCAAGCUGUGAGAGUGAGAACCAUAUUUCUGGAGGAGGUCAGUUCGAUGGUAAGGUGGCCAAGAAUGUAGUGAAAUAUGGAGAUGAUUCGCUUCGGAAAAAGGUGUUGAAACAACAGUUGUUAGCAAAACAUUCGGAUUUUAUUGAUGGGACCGCAUGUGGUAUUUCUAGUUGGGAGAACCAGAAAUGUGAUCCACCAUUGAUAGAUCUGGCCCCUGAGCCCCAAGUUUCAACGAGAUGUAAUAGUAUGAAUCGUGGUUUUGAGGACCGUUACAGAGUGGAUAUGCAAGAUAAUAAAAUAGGGAGCAUCAAAUUGCCGGAGAGUGAGAACUAUGGGAAUCCACUGGAGUUUCCGGAUUCUCACUUGCAUCCUCUGUAUCAAUGUGUGGAGACUAGCAGUUCUAUGCCCUUUUUUUCAGGGCAGUAUAGACUUUUAGGGUGUAACGGGGUUGGGGUGAAUGCUGCGGUCUCUAGUCAGACAGUUGCAACCGCAGGAAGAUUUUCAAGGCAAUCGAAUGGUCCCUGUAUGGGUUUGACUUGUAAUGGUAGCAACGCUAGUCAAGAGUUGGGGAAUAUUGAGCAGUCUCCGAGGAGUAUAUUGAACAGGGAGAACAUAAUGCCAAGGGAGGCCAAUUGGCAUUUGUGUAAUGAUCAUUGGCUUAGGAGUGCUUAUCCUCUGAGGUCUUCGUGUAUAGGUGAAAGCUUUUCGGGUGGCUUACAUCGUGGCAUACGUAACCAUAGGUUUGGUGUAUAUGAUACUAUAAAUCAGCAAGUUAGUUCAUACCAUGUACGUAACCACAGGCACAAUCCAGUCGAGAUGGGUAACCAUCGGACUGUUAAAUUGGAUGGAAGAAUUCCCGUGGGGAAGUUCUACCAUGGGCUGAGACCGAAUUCGAACAUCUCAAAGCAGGGUCAGUCUCUGAGGGUUUAUUAUCCCAAUUUUUUGAAACCGUGGUCUGGUUUCUCUGACCAAGCAUUGGAAGGAAGGGCAAACACGAUGGAUCCUGUCUUCAAUGAAGAGACUCCAUCUCUUAAUGUCCAGUAUGGAAAUGAGAAAUUAAGAGAGCACGAUGGCCCUGAAAUUUCACAAUACAGAGAUUGCAAUCCUGAGGAAUCUCAUUUAGCUUACCAUGGUCCAUGUGCCCGUAUUGAGAGUCCUUUGUCACCUGUGAUAACUGUUGACGGUCGGGAAAUUCUCUCCGCUUGUUCUAAUUGUAUGGAACCAUAUCAAGCUCUGUUUGAAAAUUUUCAUGGAGUAUCCGCAAGUUGGCAGCCCCUUGAUUGUGAUCUUGAGAAGGAGCCGCUCCUUAUUGAUGAACAGAAGUUGAUCAACAUCUCAAGUCUUACAAAUAACACAGGUUACAGCAAUGAAACAGAAUUCGGGUGCAAUAAUAAGCUACAAGGUGUGGAAGCAGGCAUUAGCUCAUUGAGCAGUUACAGAAAUGGCGCUGAUAACUUUCAAGGUGGAGUUGCAUCUUCUAUGGAUGUUUGUUUUUAUAACAUUUCAUUGUCAUCAUCCCGAGAAAUCGAACAUUCUGCUUUCUUGUCUCAUGCUACCAGCAAUGUUAUUGACGACUUGCUAAUACCUCGAUCAAAACCUGUGGAUCUUAUGGGUGAAGGACAAUUAAGCACCCAUCCUCAAGUUGAUGAAUCAAAUGGAUUUGCACCUAAUUCUUCCUCGCAGAAUAUUGAAGACAAAAUGGCUAAGGAUCAUGUCAAUGAAGAUGAUGUUCACCGAUACCCUUCAUCUGGUUCAAGUGUUGAUGAAAAUGCUGACAACAAUGAAAGUCGCAAGUGCUCUAAGGUAAUUGGUGGAAUCCCUAGUGAGCUGGCUGUAUUUUAUACUCAUCUAGCCAGGAGAGAGCUUCAGACUAUUAGAAAUACCGACCUUGAAUAUAUAAAGGAGCUUGGUUCAGGCACAUAUGGAACUGUUUUCUAUGGAAAAUGGAAGGGGUCUGAUGUUGCCAUUAAGAGGAUAAAGCCAAGUUGCUUCACUGAAGUCUCCUUGGAAAAGGACCGAUUGGUUGCAGACUUCUGGAAGGAAGCUCACGUCCUGGGUGAGCUUCACCAUCCAAAUAUUUUGGCAUUUUAUGGAGUAGUUACAGACGGACCCAUGACAAAUUUGGCAACAGUGACAGAAUACAUGGUCAGUGGUUCCCCGAAACAAGUUUUACGAAGAAAAGAUCGGACAAUUGAUUGUAGGAAGAGGCUAAUUAUAGCACUGGAUGCGGCCUUUCGUAUGGAAUAUUUACAUGGGAAGAAUAUUGUCCACUUUGAUUUAAAAUCUCACAACUUCCUUGUCAAUAUGAGGGACCCUCAUCGACCAGCGUGUAAGAUUGGUGAUCUGGGCUUAUCGAAAAUUAAACAAAGGACGCUUGUAUCUGGUGGAGUACGAGGAACUAUACCAUGGAUGGGUCCAGAACUUUUGAAUAGUGACGGCAGAAUGGUUACCGAAAAGGUUGAUGUCUACUCAUUUGGAAUAGUCAUGUGGGAAAUCUUGACGGGGGAGGAACCCUAUGCAAACUUGCUUUCAGAGGAAAUAAUAGCUGGCAAAAUUAAAGGCAACCUACGACCUGAAAUUCCAAGCUGGUGUGACCCCACAUGGCGAUCAUUGAUGGAGAGGUGCUGGUCAUCUGAUCCCGACUCUAGGCCUGCCUUUUCAGAGAUUGCAAAGGAGCUACGCACUAUGUCAGCAGCCAUGAAUUAGGUUUUGCAAAUUUUGUAAAUAUUCUAGGAUCAUCAUCGGUAACGGGGUGGCAUGGCAUGCCGUGACAUGGUUAAUUUUGCCGUCCAAAGUCAUGUCUGCUCUGCUAAUAACUCUUCCUUAGGGUAAAUUAAAUCAAGCCAGUUGUUAUUUUUUCAGAAACUGGUGUUAUAGGGAGUGUAUAGGCAGAAGUUGAUGUUCGUGAAAAUAAGAGCUAUGUAGUUUGGUUUAAUUUUGACUAUUUACUCAUCACUGAACAGGCAAGACCAUGACUGAGUUUGUAUUUUUUUAUUUUUGG